This is a messenger RNA of Hibiscus syriacus, 2244 nucleotides long. Its product is annotated as HBS1-like protein. The record is from RefSeq and is a predicted model, not a curated record. The transcript has 12 exons. Lineage: Eukaryota; Viridiplantae; Streptophyta; Magnoliopsida; Malvales; Malvaceae. Gene Ontology annotation, biological process: translation. Gene Ontology annotation, molecular function: GTPase activity; GTP binding. Bases 195 to 2126 code for a protein of 643 amino acids.
AAAAUUUGUCAAUCUCACUCCUCACCUAAGUCAGACAAGUAUAUGCUCGGUUAUCUGAAGGAAUUUUUGGUUUAUGUAUUAUUGAUGCGGGGGCGAAAAUAAACUUCGCGUCGGAUUCUAGCUCAUUCUUCUAUGGCUAUUUUUAGUUAUCAAUGUUUUCAUUUUUAGGUUAAGGUCACCACUUGAACUCAACUAUGCCUCGAAAAGUUAACUAUGGAGUUGAUUAUGAUGAUGACUACGAUGAAUAUGACUAUGGAUAUGAAGUAGAAGACAAUGAGGAAACGCCUCCCGAACAAGAAACAAUCAAACGCAGUGUGUGGCGUUGCGCUGUAUGUACCUAUGAUAAUGAUGAAACCAUGUCAUCAUGUGAUAUUUGUGGAGUUCUUCGUGGUCCUUUGCUCAAAAACUUAACCUAUGAUGAGAAGAGAGCAGGCUUUAAUUCACUUGCAGCCAACAUUUUUUACUUAAAAUCUUCCAGAGUUCACUCAAUUGUGGUUGGGGAGGAUGAGGCAGUUAAAGUAAGUUCUAAAAGGUUAGAUAGUUCAGAUGUGUCAACAGCAAAAGACAAGCACAAUAGACUGGAUGAGAUUACUUUUAAUAUGCAAUCUAGUGGGAAAAGCUUACUAUCAUUGAUGCCAAAAGAAAGAAAUGUUAUGGUGGCUAAUAGCAGCUCUUCAAGGAAUGGAGGUAAGGCACAUGAUCUUGCCAGUAAUCUGAAGAACAUUUCUUUUUCUGCUGAAUCUGGGCACUCCAAUGAUACAAACCCUGGAAGAGCAAAUUCAUAUGCACAGUAUAAACCUGAAAAGUGGAUGCUUCCAGGAAAAACAGAACAUUCACUGGCUCAACUAAAUCUCGCAAUUGUUGGGCAUGUUGAUUCUGGAAAAUCAACCCUCUCUGGUAGAUUGCUUCACCUUUUGGGACGAAUAUCCCAAAAAGAUAUGCAAAAAUAUGAAAAAGAAUCCAAAUUGCAGGGAAAAGGAUCCUUUGCUUAUGCUUGGGCAUUAGAUGAGAGUGCUGAAGAAAGGGAAAGGGGAAUUACUAUGACAGUGGCUGUAGCUUAUUUUGAUUCAAAAAUAUAUCAUGUCGUUGUCCUUGACUCCCCAGGACACAAAGAUUUUGUUCCAAACAUGAUAACUGGGGCAACACAAGCUGAUGCUGCAAUUCUUGUAAUAGAUGCUUCUAUUGGGUCAUUUGAAGCUGGUAUGGAUGGCACAAAGGGACAGACUAGGGAGCAUGCACAACUCAUCCGAAGUUUUGGCGUUGAUCAGCUUAUAGUUGCUGUAAACAAAAUGGAUGUUGUAGACUAUUCUAAGGAUCGGUUUGAUUUGAUAAUAUUGCAGCUUGGGACAUUUCUCCGCUCUUGUGGUUUUAAGGAUUCCUCUGUCUCAUGGAUUCCACUGAGCGCUGCCAAAAAUCAGAAUUUGGUGUCUGCACCUUCGGAUUUCCGUCUGUCCUGGUAUCAUGGACCCAAUCUAUUAGAUACGAUUGAUUCCUUCCAACCUCCUCCUAGAGAUUUUUCGAAGCCUCUACUUAUGCCUAUAUGUGAUGUUAUAAAAUCAUCUUCACAGGGGCAGGUGUCUGCAUGUGGCAAGUUGGAGGCUGGAGCUUUAAGAAGUGGAUCAAAGGUUUUAGUUAUGCCAUCAGCAAUUAUAGCAACUGUGCGUUCCUUGGAGCGUGAUUCCCAGCCUUGUACGAUUGGAAGAGCUGGGGAUAAUGUUGCUGUCAGCCUGCAUGGAGUAGAUGCAAAUCAUGUGUUGGCUGGUGGUGUUUUAUGCCAUCCUGAUUUUCCAGUUGCAUUUGCUAAACAUUUGGAGUUGAAGGUGCUUGUUUUGGAUGUCGCAACCCCAAUUUUAAUCGGUUCUCAGUUGGAGUUUCAUAUACACCAUGCAAAGGAGUCUGCUAGAGUUGCAAGGAUAUCGUCUUUACUUGAUUCAAAGACCGGGAAAGUUGCAAAGAAAGCACCCCGCUGCAUUGUUGCUAAGCAGAGUGCAGUUGUUGAGGUGACUUUGCAUGAAGCGGUUUGUGUGGAAGAGUUUUCGAAAUGCAAAGCCCUUGGAAGGGUGUUUCUUAGGACAUUGGGAAGAACAGUUGCUGUGGGCAUAGUGACCCGAAUAGUUGAGGUGUAGUAAUAGUUUCCUGUCUGUUGGAGGGGAGUUUUUUUUUAGUAUUUAAGAUCCAAGUGAACAAUGGACAUUUUCUUUUAUGCGGUUCAUCUAAUAUGUAUUCCAUGUAUAGACAAUUUGG